UGUCCUGGGUGUCUUUUUAAAAAUGUGGGACAGUAGAAGUCACUAAUCCUUAAGUCCUGAUAAAGGUACAAUUAAACAUCCUUUAUCUGUACGCCAAGAGUAAGUUUUUAAGUUGGGAGCCGCCACUAUGUGAAAUGCAGGUGUUGUGGUGGAGGGGAACUCAUUAGCUCCCUUCCUCUUCUUCGCUGUUCACGUAAGUGCUGAAGCAUUUUUACCUGAAUGAGAAAGAACCUCAGAUUUCUGGCAGUUUAGAAGAACCCUCAAGAGUGGCACUUAUUUCUACUUCUCUGGAGAAUGAGAACACUAGUCCAGAUUAAGAACCUUCCUUUUCAGUAUUCAUGGCAUCUGGUUUUAUCAAAAUUUUCAUUGAUUGGACAUUGGUUAAAAACCCUGAGCAGUAGAUGGUGCACCUGAUUAGGAGGUGCUCUUACUGCCCUGAGCUUGUUUUUAUGUUAAAUCCUAACUUAGGCAAAAUAGAAGUCUCUUAGUUAUAGAGUAAGUUUAAAACAUUUAUCUCUGUUCUUAUGGACGGUGAUGGGUUUUCGUAUUCCCUCAGGCAACAGUUGUGGUAGCAAAACUAUUCAGAAGAGUGAGGCUGUUGGGGAAGACGGAGUUUGUUAUAUUGUAUUUAUAUACUGUUUCCUUUUUUUAAAAAAGUUUCAUUUAUUCGAAAGAGUUAACAGAGAGAAAAGAGGGAAAAGACUAGUUUACUCCCCAAAUGGCCACUACAGCUGGGGCCAGGAGCUGGGAGCUUCUUCCAGGUGGCCCACAUGGGUGCAGGGGCCCAAAAUCGUGCAAUCUUCCUGUGCUUUCCCAGGCCAUUAGUAGAGAGCUGGUUUGGAAUGCCUACAGGCAAUGGCUUAACCCACUAGGCCACAACUCCAGCCCCAUACUGUUUCCUUUUACCUUCUGGUUCCAUCCUCAUCUAAUCCUUUACUACAUUCUCACACACCCUACUCCCCUGAUUCUCAAUUCUGGCUGAAAGAACUACAAGUGGUACUUUUAAAAAAUAACAAUAAUGCAGACACCCCAUUCCAGAUACACAGUGAAUCAAAGCCUCUGUGAGCCAUGCCUAGACACGUUUUCUUUUGUCUUAUGAGCCUUUUUAAGAUUGAUUUAUUUACUUGAAAGGCAGAGAAAAAAAAAAGCAUGAGAAAGAGAGAGAGAACUUCCAUCCACUUUUUCACUCCCCCAAAUGGCAAUAACAAACAGGACUGGGUCAGGCAGAAGCCAGGAGAACUCCAUUCAGGUGUUCCUUGUGGGUGGCAGCGGCCCAAGCACUUAAACCUUCUGAUUUCCUAAGUAUAUUAGCUGGGAGCGGGAUUAGAACAAGAGCAGCAGGGAUUAGAACCAAUGCCCAUACAGGAUGCCAGCACUGAAGACAGUAGUUUAUCCUGCUGUUCCACAAUGCUGGCCCCCAUCUUUUUUGUAUUAACCUCUACAGAUGUUUCAGAUGCAUAGGUUUGAAAAAUAAAUCUCCUAUUCCUGAGCCACAUAAAGGCUGUUCUGUGGAUAGGCCACAUGAUUUUAUCCUUUACAUUUGCUUGUACUUAGACACCCCCCUUCUCUUUAUAUGGAACCUUUAUCUAUAUGGAACCUUCCUUGAAUCCCCAUCCCUCAACAAGAAAAAUUAAUGACUUCUUCAUUAGCAUUUUGUUCCUGUGCAAAAAUCCCUAUCACACAUGCUAUCUGGAUCCAUAGCCAACCAGUAAAUUGAAAAUGUUGGUUAAACAUUGAAUUGUACACUUUAGAAGAAUUAGAAACUAAAGUAAUGCUUUGUUUUUAACAGAAAAGGAAAAGCCAGUUAAGCCAGAUUAUUGUUUAAAAAGUAAGAAAAAUACCUUAAACUUUUAACUGUAGCCUAAAACAAUUAUAUACUUGUUCCCAAUCUCUUGAGAAAGGCCAAGCCCUUUUCUUUGUGUGUGGUCUGCUGCUUGUAGUUCUGCAUUUUAUGUCUUACAUAACCAGUACUUCAUACUAUAGGGAAAGAUUUCACAACAUUUUGACCCUGUAAAAGGAAAGUAACUUCAAGGCACUUAUAAAGUAAUCUGAAUGCAUGUUUAUUCUUUAUAAUGUUUUAUAGUUAUCUCACACACAUUUGUUUUACACUAAACAUAGAAUUUAAAGAAACAAACUUCAUAGUAUUUUAUUGAUUAUAUAACAUUUAACUAAGUUAUGAAAACACAGUAUGAAGUACAACUGGAAUGAACAGGUUUGGAAACAAACACAAAGAACUCAUGGCAAGAUGGAAUGGUUCAACUAGUAGAAGCAGAAAUAAGCAGACAUACUAGAGAAGAGUUUCCUAAUCAUGAGCAUUUAGCAUAUGGGGAUUAGCUCCAUAUGACUUAUAAAGGAAAUAGAGUGAGUUAAUGUUAGAGAUCAAGUGUGUGUAGGUUAAGAAAGCAUCAACUCUAUCUCUCCUUUUUAAUUAUUUUAUUAUGUGUCUUUCUCCCUCGUAGACUUGGAGCAUUUUGAGGGGAGAGAUAGAGCCUGGCUGUUCAGGGGAACUACUGGGGAAAUCCCCAGACAUUCUUACAACACCAUGUAAAUUUUCUCUUGAGAACAAGUGGAAUUUAAAAAGCUGUGAACAGUUGUUUUUAAGCUAUUUUCACUAAAAUUUAUGGGUCUUUCCAGAAAAGGCCAUGUAACAGAUGCAAAUUUCAUUAUCAAAAGCUUGUAUUAGUUCCUAAGGCUGCCAUGGCAAAUUACUAACAACUGGGUGGUUUAAAGUAAUGAAAACUUAUUCUCUCACAGUUAUGGAGGCCAAUUAUAUGUUAGCAUAUUUUCAGGACCUUGCACCCUUUAAAGCUCUCCUUGCCUUUUCCAUCUUCUAGUGGCUCCAGAUGUUCCUUAGUUAGUGGCUCCAUGACUUGGGCCUCCUCUGCGUUUGUCUUCACAUUGUCUUCUUCCCUGUGUAUGUUGAGUAUCAGAAUCCCUCUCUACCUUUCUCUUAUAAGGACACCUGUAUGGAAAUAAAACAAACCAAAUGAGGAUAAGCAAGGGAUAUUUAUUCAGAGCUUAUAUGGUGGUGAGCCAUAUAAGCCAAAUACACCAUCAAGUGUAUUUGGGAUGGCUGGCACUGCGGCUCACUAAACUAAUCCUCCACCUGCAGCGCCAGCACCCCAGGUUCUAGUCCUAGUUGGGGCGCUGGAUUCUGUCCCAGUUGCUCCUCUUCCAGUCCAGCUCUCUGCUGUGGCCCAGGAGUGCAGUGGAGGAUGGCCCAGGUCCUUGGGCCCUGCACCCACAUGGGAGACCAGGAAGAAGCACGUGGCUCAUGGCUUCAGAUAGAUGCAACACACCGGCCACAAUGCGCUGGCUGUAGCGGCCACUUGGAGGGUGAACUGGCGGAAAAAGGAAGACCUUUCUCUCUGUGUUUCUCUCUCUCACUGUCUGACUCUGCUUGUCAAAAAAAAAAAAAAAAAAAAAUAGUGUAUUUGGCAGAGUUCAAAGGCAGGUAGAAGAAUGGGUAUGCCCUUGUUGGAGGCUGUUGUUAUGGCACAGCUGCUGGCAGACUAAUUAGAUAUUAGGCUAUCCUUUGUGGUUAGGGGCAUAUUUUGUUCCAAAUUCAAAGUAGAAACAAAAAUUAGAAAAGAUGUCAAUUAUUAGUCAAGUACUGCCUAAGGUUAACUUUCUGGAUUGUUACUAGAUAAUAGACUUUUUUAUAAGUGAUUUGUAGAUAGCAGCCCUGGCUUCUUAAACUGGUUACUGUAGCUAAUAGGUUGGUUUCUUGUGUUGGUUGCUGCAGAUUGUGGAUCAAAUUUCUACAUAUAUUUAAAGAUUUAUUUAUUUAUUUAAGAGAGGGAGAAAGAGAAUCUUCCAUCUGCUAGUUCAUUCUCUGAAAUGGCUAAAACAACAGCCAGGCCUGGACCAGGUGGAAGCCAGGAUCUGGGAACUAUCUAGUCUUACACAUUUGCAGCAGGGGCUCAAAUACUUGGACUAUCCUCCAUUGCCUUCCCAGGCAUAUUAGCUGGAAGCUGAAUCAGAAGCAGAGGAGCUAGAACUGAAACUGCACUCUGAUAUAGUAUGUGAGCAUUGCAAGCAGAGGCUUAACCUGGUGUGCACAAUGCUGGUCUCCAGAGUUCAAUUUUUAUAUAUGAUCUGGUCAUUGCGUAUUCAGUCUCUCACCUGCCAUUGAAUUUAGGGAGCACCUUAAAUCCAGUAUUAUCUCAUUUCAAGAUCUCCGGUUAUAUCUACAAAGAUCUUUUUGCAAAUAAGACCACACUUACAUGUUCUGGGAGUUAGAACAUGGACAUAUCUUUUGGGGGCUCUUCUUUAGUUUACUACAAUGCUCUCUUAAUUUUGGAACCAUUCUUGUUUAGCAGAGGAAAAUGGCCUUGUCCCUUACUGUCCUAAAUAUGAAAAGUAUAUAGAUUAUGAGUAGAUUUCACCAAAGGCCUAUAAUUUCUGUCCUGGUGGUAGGAGACUUUGGGAAACAUUUGUCUAGGCAUCCUUUAAAGCUUCCAAAAUAAGAUAUUUUAAUAGUCUAGCAGUGUCUAUAUAUUCAGAGAAAUUCCACUGUUGGGAGAAAACCAGAGGCAAUGUGGAGAAUGUGUGAAUGUUGCCAAUAUUAUCUUGGAUAAGCAGUUAAUGAACAGUACCAAACCCUGUGCUUGCUUUCUGUUUUCAGUGUCUGAAACUUGAAUCUCAUUACCUGGGCAGACAAGAGAGUAAUCCUUCAUUUUGGCAGAUUCUAAGAUAUUGAUAUAUAAUAUGUAUAUAAUAACUUUAGUAAUUCAACUAAUAAAUAUGUUUUGGAUGAUUGAUAAUGUUAUGACUUCUCUUAGAUAUAGUUGAAAAGGCUUGGAGUAUUCUCUAAAGUCUGUUUGUAUUGAUUUAUGCAAUUCUAAUGAAUUAUCAGUAGAUGGCAGUAGAUUAUUUUCAGUUUUAUUUAUCACUUCGAUUCAACAGAGAUCUGCAAGAAAAAAAAAAGCAAAAGCAAACCUAAAACUUUCCAAUUUUAUAAGACUUAUUAUUUCUUCAAUAGUUGUUUUAGGUAAAUAUCACCCAAGAAUUCUUCAGUGUUACUGCAGAAAUAGAGAUCAAGAAGUACCAGAUACUUUUAAUUGUACAAGUCUAAUUUUCUUCAUUCUUGAAAUUAAUCCAUUAAAUAUUUUAAGGAGCACAAAAAUGAGUAAGGUACCAUCUUGGCCUUCCUGGAGUUUAUAGUCUAAUGGAGAAAGAACAAAAUAAUAAGAAUAGAAAUUUGUUGAGUAUUACUGUGUGGCAGGAACUUGCUUAAUGUUUACCAUGCAUUACUUUUAGGCCUCACAAUAACCAUAAUAAGGCAAGUAAUACUGUUGUUUCUAAUUUACAGAUAAGCAAUGAGGUCCAGGUUAGAAAUAAUUUACCUAAUAAACUAGUAAAUGGCACAACUUAGAUUCAAAACUAGCCCUAUCAUUCUCUAAGACUUACACUGUUAUCUGUCAUGGUAUAACAGAGAUAUAGAAACAGUUGUACUAAAAAGAGAGAUCACAUUUUCCAGAAAUAUCAAAAAAAAAAAAAGGACUUCUUAACAAAAACGCCAAUUAGAAUGAAGUUGAAAGAUUGGCUGUGGUGCCAUGGAUUAAACCAACACCUGCAGUACCAGUAUCCCAUAUGGACACUGGUUUGUGUCCCAGAUGCUCCACUUGUGAUCAAGCUCCCUGCUAAUGCUCCUGAGAAAGAAGUAGAAGAUGGCCCAAGUGCUUGCACCCUGUGGGAGACCUAGAUACAGCUGCUGUUUCUUGGCUUUAGUGUGGCCCAAGCCUAUCCAUUGCAGGCAUUAGGGGAGAGAACUAAUAUAUCUCUCACUUUCCUCUCCCUCUUUCUCUAACUCUGCCUUUCAAAUAAAUAAAUAAAUCUUCAAAAAAAAAAAAAAAAAGAUUGGCUGUAUUGUUGACAUUAUUCUGUUAGAACAGGGUGAAUUGGAAUGGAGGUAGACCACAGUUAGGCACUUCUUACAUGCUAAGCACUUUUUUUAGAUUUAUUUAUUUAUUUAUUUGAAAUGCCAAGCUCCUCUACUUCUCAUUGAUCCAACUCCUUACUAAAGUGCCUGGGAAAGCAGCGAAAGAUGGCCCAAGUGGUUGGGCCCUUGCCACCCAUGUGACAGACCCAGAAGAAGCUCUUGGCUCCUGGCUUUGAUCUGGCCCAGUGGAUCCUGGCUCUGCUGGUUCACUCCCAAACAUCUGGGAGCUUCAUCCAGAUCUCCCGCAUGGGUGCAGGGGCCCAAACACUUGGGCCAUCUUCCACUGCUUUCCCAGGUUAUCCGGUAGGGAGCUAGAAUGGAAGCAGAGCAGCCUGGACUCAAACCAGAGCCUCUAUGGGAUACUGGCAUUGCAGGCAGUGGCUUGACUCACUAGGCCACAGUGCUGGCCCCCUCAAAUAUAAUUUGAAGGUGGAAUCAAUGGAUUUUGCUAAAAGAAUUGUGUGCACCAUGUAAAGGGAAGAAAAGUUCAGAUUUGGGCUAUACAAGGCAAGAUUGUAAGACAAACAUCAAGAAAGGACCUAUAUAGGAAUGGCAGUAGUAAGAGUUUACGCUACUCAACCUGAAGUCCAAGACUGGUCAGAAUAUAUUGAAGUGCCUUCUGUGCCCAUUUUAUAUUUUUCUAUUGAAAACUGGAGCACUCAGCCCACCAUUGAAGAUUGGUCUGCACCUCCCAAUGGCUCAGGUCAUUGAAUGGGUAGGAACAACCACCAAGUGGUCUGAAAGCUGUUUUUCCAUAGGUCCCUUUUUAUUAAAAUUUAUUUAUUUAUUUGAAAGGCAGAGUUACAGAGAGGCAGAAGCAGAGAGAGAAAAAGGUCUUCCAUCCACUGGUUCACUCCCCAAAUGGCCACAAUAGCCAGAGCUGUGCCAAUCCGAAGCCAGGAACCAGGAGCUUCCUCGGGGUUUCCCACGUGGGUUCAGGGGCCCAAGGACUUGAUCCAUUUUCCACUGCUUUCCUGGGCUAUAGCAGAGAGCCCAAUCGGAAGUGGAAUAGCCAGGACUUGGGCCGGCGCCCAUAUAUGAUGCUGGCACUGCAAGUGUUGGCUUUACCUGCUAUGCCGCAGUGCUGGCUCCUCCAUGGGUUCUUAAGCAAAAUGGAAAUAAUCAUGAAAGAAAAUAAAUGCUAGUUUAAGAAAAUAUGAUAUUUUUAUAAAACAUACAUGACCAAUGGAACAGAAUAGAGUCCACAAGAAAAGUCACACAUCUACAGCUAGUUGAUCUUUGACAACAGUGCUAAGAAUAUGCCUUGAAGAAAGAACAUCUUUUUAAUAAAGAGAUCUGGGAAAAUGGGAUAUCCAAAUGCAAAAAAAUGACACUAACCCUCAUCACACCAAUCUCUACCCAUGUACAAAAAUCAACACAAAUGGAUUAUAAGCCUAAAUGUCAGGCCUGAAACUGAGAUUACUUAGAGGAAAUAGUAAAAAUGCUUCAGGAUAUUGAUAUGGGCAAGAUAAGCCCUCCAAAGCACUCAAAACAAAAGCAAAAAAUAGACCAAUGAUAUUUCAUCAAACCAAAUAGCUCUACACAACAAAGGAAAAAAUCAGCAAAGUUAGAAGAGAGCCCACAGAAUGAGAGAAAAUAUUUGCAAGCUAUAAAUCUGACAAGGGGUUAAUAACCAGAAUAUAAUGGAACUCAACUCAAUAGCAAAGAAGAAAAAAUAUAAAAGGAAAAUCCAAUCAAACAGACCUAAAGAGAUAUUUUUCAAAAGAAGACACACAAAUGGCCAACAUGUAUAUGAUAAAAAUACCCUCUAUCACUAAUCAGGGAAAUACAAAUCAAAGUCAUAAUGAGGUACCAACUCACUACAGUUAGAUUGACUUAUUAAAAGCAGAUAACAAGUUCUGUUGAGGAUGUCAAGAAAAGGGGGCCGGAGCCAUGGCUCACUAGGCUAAUCCGCCUGUAGCGCCUGCACCCCGGUUUCUAGUCCCGGUUGGGGCACCGAUUCUGUCCCGGUUGCUCCUCUUCCAGUCCAGCUCUCUGCUGUGGCCCGGGAGUGCAGUGGAGGAUGGCCCAAGUCCUUGGGCCCUGCACCCGCACUGGAGACCAGGAGGAAGCACCUGGCUCCUGGCUUCGGAUUGGCACAGCUCCCCCAAAAAUUAAAAAUAUAACUACAAUAUGGUCCAGCAGUCCCACUGUUGGAAGGGGCCAAACAAGUAAUGUACCCCCAAACUUAGCAGAAAUCCUGAGAAGAAAAAAUAAAGGAGGAUGCUCCAUCUGAAAAUAAGAGUGUAUUAGAGCAACUUACAUAUGGAAUUCUAGACCAAGGUAGCAGGUGAUUUCAGCAACAAUGCUUAUCUCACACACAACAGUUGAAGAGGCAAAGUUUGACCCUUUUACAUAUGAGGAGCUGAAGGUUGGAACUUGUGCUACAGCAUUUCUUUACUGAUCUUUAGGAAUAUAUCUUAGGCAUCUUGCUGAGCAUUUUGACUAUCAGUAAGGUUUGUGAUAACACUUUGAGGCUGGAAAGUGACACCAGUUAGGCUGACAGGUGGCCAGUCAUUAGCAUCCUAAGAGAGACUCAGUACAAUGUCAUCAUAAUUUGCUGUUACAUUCCCACUACAGAGUAUAUGAGUGUAUCCAAAGGAAAUUAAACCAGUCUGUUGAAGAAAAAUCUGCACUCCAAUGUUUAUUGUGACAUUAUUUACAGUAGCCAAGAAAUAGAAACAACCCAAGUGCCCAUCCACUGGUGAAUGGAUAAAGAAAACAUGGUACAUAUACACAAUGAAAUACUAUUCAGCCAUAAAAAAGGAUAAAUUCUUGUCAUUUCCAAAAACCUGGAUGAGACUUGAGAUCAUGUGUUAAAUGAAAUAAGCCAAGCACAGAAAGACAAGUGCUGCAUAAUUUCAUUCACAUGUACAAUCUAUGAAGUCAGAUUGCAUGGAAGUUGAAAGUAUAGUGGUAGCUACUAGAGAGUAGGAAAAAUAGGAAGAGGGAAAGUUUGAUUAACUUUCUAAAUUAUAGCUAGAUAGGAGAAAGUUACUGUAUUCUCUUGCACAGAAGGGUGACUAUAGGUAACAAUGCACUGUAUAUUUUUACAAGGAAAAAAGGCUAGAAGGAUUUUAAAUAUUUUUACCAUGAGGAAAUUAUAAAUAUUUGGAGAUAGAUAUGUUUACUGUGAUUUGAAAUUACACUAUAUAUAUAUACAUACACACAUAUAAUCUAAUCAUCAAACAGCACCUUGUAAUUAUGUACAAUUUUUAUGUAACCAUUAAAAAUAUUUUCAAAGAUUCUGGCUUGUGUCUUGGGUGGGACAAUCAGGGUUACAAUCUUCAGCCACCUACUUAUGGAGUAUCUUUAAGGAUUUUUAAAAAGGCCUCUGAAACAUCAGCAAUGGACUCUCCUUUAUGAAUGUCUUAGGCAAUUCCAGUUCAAUUAUUCUGGGUCCCAUACUCUUUAGAGACCUCUCUACUAAUGAAUCCAGGUUCUUGGCCUGAACAGUGAGAAAGAUUAACUAUUAUAAUUUACUGAGAUAGAGGAGGCUUUGAAGGCAUUACCUUAGUGGUAAUGAAGGUGUAUAGACAAGGGGAAACAGAGUUCAAGCUGAAAUAUGUUAGUCAAAAAGCCUUUUAGAAAUCCAUGUGAAGAUAUUGGCAAUGUCAUCUGGGUCUACUGUUUUAAGAAAGUUGUUUAGGAUGGAAUAUAAAUUUAGGUGUGUCAGCCUAUACAUGGAAUAUAAAGAUUUAGAACCUGAAUAACAUCACUUGUGGAAUGAGUAUAGAAAAGAAAGAAAUUUGAGAAAUGAGCUUUAAGACACUGAAACAUGAAUAAAAAAGAUGAGGAACGGUCAGCAAAAGAAACCGUGAAGUAUGGUGUUUCAUAAAAGGUGGUCAUGAUCAAAUGGUGUCAAAUGAUACUAGUAGAUCAAGUAAACUGAAGAUUGAACUUUUCCAUGAAUGUAGCAAUAAGCAGGUCAUAGACACUUUGAUAAGGACUUUAAAGGUUAAAUAAUGAAUGAUUGAUUCUAGGGAGUUCCAGAAUUAUAGGAGAGAACAAGCAUAGCAUGACUAAGGAAGUGGGAAGAAGUUGGUAAAUACCUGAAGGUGGAUAUAGUAACAAGCAAGGGUGGCACUAGUGGUUGUUGAUUUAUGAUGGGCCAUUCAAUAUCAUAUGUUUGACCAAGUAAAGAGAAAUUCUGUUGAGGGGACAUUAACUUAAGAAAUGUCCUUGAAUAGGUGAGAAAGGAGUAGAAAAAUUGUCCUUUGAUAGGAGCAGGGACAAUUUAUUCAUUGUGAGAAAAGGAUAUACUAGUGUAUAGUUCAAGUGUAGAAAAACUGGUGAUUGGGUUAUUUCCCAACCUGUUUCUUGCCCCCCCAUCUCAGUUAAAUAAGUAGUUAUGUUAUCAAUUGGAAGAAAAAGGAAAAGAGAUAUUGGAGGUUUGAAGAUAGAGGAAAAUGAAAGAAAUAAUCAAGUAUGAAUGGCAAAUUCUAAGGGCCUAGGAUCAAGGAUCAACUUUACAUAAAUGACCUUGAAUUUAAAGUGAGACAACAGUGCAGUUGUAUGUCUUUCUUUACACACAUUCAGCUAAUUGAGUGUAAAUGAAGCAACUGGUUGGAGAUUUUUUCCAGGGAAGUAGGACAGGGAAAGAGCCAUAAUGAAUAGAAGGUAUGUACAAAUUCCAGGUAAGGAGAGAUGGAUGCAUGAGGACCUGGGGGAUCAUAUAAAGACAGAAAUGUCAGUGGAUUGAAAGACUUGAUGUGACUAAAUCCUUAUAGUCAAAAUACUAGGUGGAAUUAGCUAGAAAAUUAUAAGGUAGUUUGAUUCUGAGAUUAUGGAUAAGGUACAAAUAUUAUCUGGAGGUGGCUAUGGAGAAUGGACAAGAAGACACCAAAUAACUGAGAAGUCAAAGUAUUAGAUAUAUCAUCUAUGUGAUGUUGAGAUCUCAAAGAAAUAGAAGAGUAACUAUACAGAAACAGUAGGCCAUAUACAAUUGUCUAGGAAUGAAGAGGGGACAUCUAGAGGCUAGUUGGUAAUAAGGAAAGGUAAAAUAGCCAUGUAUGAUGGCAUGAACUUCAAAGAAACCAGACAAUUUUAGAGGAGGGGAAUAAUAGUCUUGGAGAACAGGAAAAAUGGCUCACCUCCAGACUUAGUGGCAUGAGGAUGAGUAAGCAGUGUCUUUGAAUUUUAGUCAAAGCAAAAAGGUUAAGUGAGAUUUUACUGAAGAGGUUGAAGAUGUAGGCCAUUUAGCUGAAGAUGGACCAUUAGGUUUAGAAGUCAUAAUGGAAUGAUAUAAAGAGGUUGGGGAGAAUAACAGUAAAUGAUUUACCAAGAUGUAUAAUGAGUAUUCAUGAUUGGGGAGGGGUGAUCUGAGAGGCUUCUUUUGAAGACUAAGGUCUAUAGGGGUAUAGAUUCAAAUACAGUUUUAGUUUCCUUCUAAAAUCUCUGACCAUUGUAUUUUAAUCUUUUGCACUAAUGGUGAAAUGUCAUUGCCAUUCCUGUGACAUAUUUGACAAUUAAUUUAGCUUUCUAUAUUACCUAUAUUUAAUGUGAAAAAAAGAAAAUGAAAGAGUAUUAAUAUACAUUAUUUUGUAGGAAAAAAAAAAAAACGGUUAACUGACGAAGGGGAAAGAGGAGAUUAUAGACUCAGAGAAUGUCAAGCGACAAAGAAAGGACGAGCCAAACAGUUCUUACAGAAGAUAUGGGUAAGCAAGACACAUCUUCAUUGACUUAUGUGGUAGAGCAAGUUGAAAAACAACAACAAUCACAAACCUCAGAAAUAGAGAAAAGCAAAAAAAUGCUGUUUAAUUUGCAGAAUGAACUUGAUGAGCUUGAAAAACAAAUAGCAGCAGUCUCUGCAGAAACUAAAAAAACAGAGAGGCAAAUUUAUCAGCAAGAUACUGCCAUAGAGAAUACCAAACUGCAGUGUAGAAGCCUGGAAGCUCAAAUCAAAUCCUUACAUGCAGAAAAUGUACAGCUUAAAUUUGACAUAGAAACAGCCCAGGAAGAUUUUGAGGAACGCAUGAUAAGAUAUAAUGCAUAUUAUGCAAAAAUAAAAGCACACCGAGAUAGUUUUGGAGAGAGAGAAAGCAAAUGCUCAUUUAUGACUGAACUACAUGAAAAACGAGAACUUGUUCAAAAGCUAAAAACAAUGAAAGAGGAACUUAUACAAGAUCUCCAAAAUCCAGAAGGAAACCGAAUAACGCAAGUUCAGGAAGACAUUACAAAGCUAAAGGAUAAAAUUUUAACUGUGAAAGAAUCUAUCAUAGAAAAAACUUGUUUUAUUGGGGAAGAGAAGAAGACACAUGAAAAAUUAAGAAAAGAAAUAGAGGUACAACAUAAGAGAUAUGAUGCAAUUCUUAAGCGUCUGCACUGUCAGGUGAACAAGCUUCAAUCAAAUAGAAGACAAUGGCAAUGGAACAUUCAACAACUUGAAAAAACUGCAGCUGAACUAAGAAAACGUGUUGGAAUGCAAGAAUAGCAUUGCCGGAGGACAAUGUAGAGCACAGACUAUGCCAACAAAAAUUAUGGGACAGAAUGUUGAUGAAAUCCUUUGAAUUUUAAACAACCAUCAUCCAUCAUCCAUCAGAGCCCAUCUUAAUGACAGAUAUAUUUUCUUAGUUUAAACCGAUUACCCAUUUAUUAAAGUACUCUCCAACCCUACAAUUGAUAGCAGUGGAUAGAAAAAGAAGAAUGCUUACAGAAGAAGAGUGGAAGAGUCUGAAUGAAUAUUUUGAAUGUAUGAGAUGUAAAAUGAGUUCCUGUUUAUAACCAUGUUGGAUUCACUACCCUAAGAAGUUAAAAAUAAAGAAGAAACACUUGAAUUUUCAAUGGCUCAAACUAAGAUAUUAAAAAUAGUUGUUUCAGA
Messenger RNA from Oryctolagus cuniculus (rabbit), 12764 nucleotides. It is a transcript of the gene CCDC122, whose product is annotated as coiled-coil domain containing 122. The record is from RefSeq and is a predicted model, not a curated record. Lineage: Eukaryota; Metazoa; Chordata; Mammalia; Lagomorpha; Leporidae.